This is a messenger RNA of Ctenocephalides felis (cat flea), 1818 nucleotides long. Its product is annotated as 4-hydroxybutyrate coenzyme A transferase-like. NCBI's taxonomy places the organism in Eukaryota, Metazoa, Arthropoda, Insecta, Siphonaptera, Pulicidae. Gene Ontology annotation, cellular component: mitochondrion. The record is from RefSeq and is a predicted model, not a curated record. The coding region runs from base 133 to 1551 and encodes 472 amino acids. The transcript has 8 exons. Gene Ontology annotation, molecular function: acetate CoA-transferase activity. Gene Ontology annotation, biological process: acetate metabolic process.
UCAGUGAGAAGUUAAGUGUGCAGUUGUUGUGUGGCAUUUCUGUGAUCUGUACAUAAUUUAUAUACGUUUCAUAUAAAUUAAUAUAUCGUUCUCGUUGUUACCAAAUUAUAUUAUUUAAAUUAAGUGAAAAAUAUGGCCAGUGUUGUGAAGCAGUUGCCAAGAAUAUCCGGCUCCAAAGUAGCGAAAUGCAUUUCGAGCCGUAAUUAUUAUUCGUAUGUAAAUGAGCCUGCCCAACAAAUCAAAGACAAAGAACCGAAAUGGGUUACUGCCGAAGAAGCCGUAAAAAUUAUUAAAUCAGAUGACUGGGUGUACGCUCAGGGUGCGGCUGCUACCCCAAUCAACUUAUUAGGUGCGAUGACUGCACAUGGGAAGAAGCAAGGCCUGAAGAAUGUGCGCGUCUGCCACAUGCACACUGAAGGACCUGCAUUAUACGCUCAGCCUGAUUGCGAAGGGAUAUUUAGAUCUGUAUCAUUCUUCAUGGGAGGCAACGUACGUGCAGCUGUGAAUGAAGGACGAGGCGAUGCAAUUCCAAUCUUCCUAUCAGAAAUACCUCUUCUAUUUCAAAAGAAAAUUAUUCAACCUGAUGUAGCCAUAGUUCAUGUUUCUCCUCCAGACGCUCAUGGAUUCUGCAGUUUAGGUACCAGUGUUGACUGUGCCAGAGCUGCGAUGCAAGCAUCAAAAGUGAUAAUUGCACAAGUUAAUCCUAAAAUGCCCCGUACAUUUGGUGACUCAUUGUUACACAAAAGUCACAUAGAUUAUGCUGUAGAAAUUGAUGAACCGUUGGUAACCCAUGGCGGAAAACCACCUAGUGAGGUGGAAACUGCAAUUGGUGCACAUAUUGCAAAUAACUUGGUGGAAGAUGGUGCCACACUUCAAAUGGGUAUUGGUAACAUUCCUGAUGCAGUUCUUGCCAAACUACAUAAUCACAAAAAUCUUGGAAUUCAUUCUGAAAUGUUUGCCAAUGGUGUAGUGUCUUUAGUGAAGGAGGGUGUUGUUACAAAUACUAAAAAGUCAUUCCAUAAAGGAAGAAUUGUUGGUUCCUUUUUAAUAGGAACUCAAGAGCUUUAUGAUUUUGUUCAUAAUAAUCCUUCCAUAGAAAUGUUGAGAGUGAAUUAUGUUAAUAGCACUGCUGUCAUUGCCAAAAAUCCAAAAAUGACAGCGAUUAACUCUUGUAUUGAAGUAGAUCUGACUGGUCAAGUGUGCUCCGAUUCCAUUGGAACGAGGCUUUAUUCAGGAUUUGGUGGACAGGUUGAUUUCAUAAGAGGUGCUGCAGAAGGUUUAGAUGGCAAAGGAAAACCUAUUAUUGCUUUACCUUCAGUUACCAAAAGAAAUGAAUCCAAAAUUGUGCCAAUACUCAAACCAGGAUCUGGUGUUGUUACUUCCCGAGCACAUGUGCACUAUGUUGUGACUGAGUAUGGAAUCGCUCAUUUGUUUGGUAAAACAUUAUUAGAACGAGCAUAUGCUCUUAUUCAAAUUGCUCAUCCAGAUCACAGAGAAAGCUUAGAAAAAGCUACCUUCGAAAGAUUCAAAGCCAUGCCAGUUAAGAAUUAGCCUAAGAAAAUAUUUAAUUCAAAUUUACCUAAUUUUUUAUAUAAAAAUUUAAAUUUCUGUUAAUACUAGUGGGCAUAUUUUUAAUUUUUGUGAUUCAUUAUAGAUGUAUUAUUCAUUUGCUUGAAGUGCCUAUUAUCAUAAAUAUAAAUUUAUGCAUUUCAGUCUCUGCCACUGUAAUAGCAUGUAAUAAGUCUUCAUAAAAGUAUUUUUUGUUUGAUAAUAUACAUUUGAUUAUACUAUCUUUCAAUAUAUUUUUAAUAUUGUUUA